Messenger RNA from Myodes glareolus (Bank vole), 1049 nucleotides. Its product is annotated as olfactory receptor 7E178-like. Gene Ontology annotation, cellular component: membrane. Lineage: Eukaryota; Metazoa; Chordata; Mammalia; Rodentia; Cricetidae. The record is from RefSeq and is a predicted model, not a curated record. Gene Ontology annotation, biological process: G protein-coupled receptor signaling pathway. Gene Ontology annotation, molecular function: olfactory receptor activity; G protein-coupled receptor activity.
AUGACCCAGCAAAGAACCAGCUUAAACAAGUGUCCCAACAAUACAGUUGUCUCACAGUUCCAUCUCAUGAGCCUCUCAGAGGAUCCAGAGCUGCAGCCUAUCCUCUUUGGAUUGUUCUUAUCCAUGUACAUGGUCACAGUGCUUGGGAACCUGCUCAUCAUCCUGGCUGUCACCUCAGACUCCCACCUCCACAGCCCCAUGUAUUUCUUUCUCUCCAACCUCUCCUGGUCUGACAUCUGUUUCAUCUCCACCACAGUUCCAAAGAUGAUUUGGGAUAUUCAGACUCAAAGCAGAGACAUCUCCUAUGUGGGCUGCCUAACACAGAUGUCUAUGUUCAUAAUUUUUGGGUGUAUGGAUAGUAUGCUUCUGACUGCAAUGGCCUAUGACAGGUUUGUGGCCAUCUGUCACCCCCUGCAUUACACAGUCAUUAUGAACCCUCACCUCUGUGCAUUCUUAGUUUUGAUAUCUGUUUUGGUAAGUCUUUUAGACUCUCAGGUGCAUAAUUUGGUUGUGCAACAAUUUACAUACUUCAAGGAUAUGAAAAUCUCUAACUUUUUUUGUGAUCCUUCACAACUUUUAAAUCUUGACUGUUCUGAAAUGUUCACCAAAAUCAUAGUCACUCAAUUUAUUGGUGCCUUUUUUGGUUUAUUUUCAACCUCAGGGAUCUUUUUAUCCUACUAUAAAAUUAUUUCUUCCAUCCAGAGAGUUCCAUCAACAAGUGGAAAAUAUAAAGCCUUCUCCACCUGUGGGUCUCACCUUUCAGUUGUUUGUUUAUUUUAUGGCACAUCCAUUGGAGUAUAUGUUGGUUCAACUGUAUCAAACUCUCCGAAAAACUGUGCAGUGGCUUCACUGAUGUACACAGUGGUCACACCUAUGCUGAAUCCUUUCAUCUACAGCCUGAGAAACAGGGACAUUAAAAGUGCCCUCUGGAGGUUGCUGCAAAGAACAAUAUGAUCGUACAACCCCUUCCAUCACUUCUGGAGUUUGAGCUGUUAGCCCAACUAUUUACACCUAAAAACACAAGCUAUUUGAUGUUACUACUUUCAUCC